CAAACAUCCACCCGCACUCAGUCCAUCAACCCACACUGCCACUUCGCCCUCCCUUCACAUCCGUCCAUCCAUCAGCUAUAUCCAACACUGCAUACCAAUACGAUAACGAUACCUCGCCGCCUACCAUGGCCACGGUCUCGAUCCUCAACGUGAGCGUGCGCAACAACCCCGCGCCCUUCAAUGCUCCAUACGAGUUCGAAAUCACCUUUGAGUGUCUCGAGCCGCUUCAAAAGGACCUCGAGUGGAAGCUCACUUACGUCGGCUCUGCUACAAGCUCCGAACACGACCAAGAGCUCGACAGCCUUCUCGUCGGCCCCAUUCCCGUUGGAGUCAACAAGUUCGUCUUCGAAGCCGAUGCACCCAAGACCGACCGCAUCCCAGGCACCGACAUCCUCGGCGUGACUGUCAUCCUGCUGAGCUGCUCCUAUGACGAACGCGAGUUUGUGCGCGUGGGCUACUAUGUGAACAAUGAGUACACCGACGCCUCGAUGAACGAGGAGCCACCCGCCAAGCCAGAGAUUGAGAAGAUUCGGCGCAAUAUCCUCGCCGACAAGCCUCGUGUCACGCGCUUCCAGAUCAAGUGGGACUCGGAAGAGAGCGCUCCGAGCGAGUUCCCCCCAGAACAGCCGGAUGUCGAUAACCAAGAAGAUGACGAGGCUGCAUAUGGCGCCGAGGAGGAACAAGAGGAGGAAGAGGAAGGCUCGGCUGCUGCUGGUGCUCUCGCUGAAGGUGGUGAGGCUCUCGCGACUGCCAAGGUACCUGGGGAGGAUGCAGAUAUGGAAGGCGUGGAAAACAGCAAAGACGACGACGAGGAGUCGAAUGCUGGUAGCGAAGUCGACUUGGAAGCGGAGAGUGAAGAUGAUGAGGAUGACGAGGAGGAGGCUGAGGAGGAAGCAGACGCAGAAGAUAUGGAAAUGGACGACGCUCCUCAAGAUGCUCAGAGCGGCAACAAGACUGCAGGCGUACAACAGUCGCACCACCAAGCAGAGAUGAUGGUGCACUAGGACGGCUUCCGGCCCAUGUCUGCUAUAGCCUAGGUGCUGUCUCCCCCACUGGACCCGCUGCGCAAAUUACUCGGACGACUUUAUAUGUAACAUUCUGACUCUUUUGGAUGAUCGAUUGGAGCGACUUUGCGUUGCAUGACGAUGAUGGAUAGAAAUGAAAGAUUCAUGAACACAUAAUACCC
Sphaerulina musiva SO2202 is the source of this 1186-nucleotide messenger RNA. Its product is annotated as histone deposition protein Asf1. The coding region runs from base 126 to 1004 and encodes 292 amino acids. NCBI's taxonomy places the organism in Eukaryota, Fungi, Ascomycota, Dothideomycetes, Mycosphaerellales, Mycosphaerellaceae. Gene Ontology annotation, cellular component: nucleus. The transcript is spliced from 2 exons. The record is from RefSeq and is a predicted model, not a curated record. Gene Ontology annotation, molecular function: histone binding. Gene Ontology annotation, biological process: nucleosome disassembly; nucleosome assembly; DNA replication-dependent chromatin assembly.